Molecule: messenger RNA, 1911 nt
Organism: Cyclospora cayetanensis
Lineage: Eukaryota; Apicomplexa; Conoidasida; Eucoccidiorida; Eimeriidae
Product: 116 kDa U5 small nuclear ribonucleoprotein component
Exons: 4
Biological process (GO): mRNA splicing, via spliceosome
Cellular component (GO): U4/U6 x U5 tri-snRNP complex; cytosol; U2-type catalytic step 2 spliceosome
Molecular function (GO): GTP binding; U5 snRNA binding; GTPase activity
Source: RefSeq, a predicted model, not a curated record
AUGGAUCUCGACCAGUACGACGAGUUUGGGAAUUAUGUUGGCCCCGAACUGGAGGCUUCGGACGAUUCGGAUGAUGAGGAAGCGGCCAUUGAAGCGGCCGCAGCAGCCGAUGCGGCAGCAGCCGCUGCGGCUGUUGCUGCGGGGGGCGUUUCUGCGGCGGAUGGGGAGCUCGUGAGGCGAGGGCUAGUGCGCAUGGACGAGGAGGACCUGCAGCAGCAGCAGCAGAAGCCGGUCCCUCACGAGCUCAAGCAGUACUAUCCUACCGCGUCGGAGGUGUAUCCGGAGGCAGAGACGCUCGUGCAGGAGGAAGACUUGCAGCCGAUAACUGAGCCGAUCAUAGCCACCACGAAGCUUUCAGACUUCGACCUUCUAGAGUCCGAGCUUCCAGAGACGACCUUCUCCUUCGACUACCUUGCAGGCCUCAUGCAUUCGCCCCAGUGCGUGCGCAACAUUUGCCUCCUGGGGCACCUGCACUCCGGGAAAACCACCUUUGUGGAUAUGCUGGUUGAAGAGACGCAUCCAAACCGCCUACCCCCAGGCCUCUCGCUGCUGACGCAGCACGUAGAGGCGCCUCACGCAAACAAGCGGCAUAAGACAUACUUCAGAAGAUACACCGACACUCGGACCGACGAGCAGAAACGCGGCCUUUCCAUCAAGGCCACACCCAUCUCUCUCGUUCUUCGCACUUCGCACCACCACAGAUCGCGCACGCUUGCGCCUCUUCUUCUCGCCGGCAACAAAGCGCCCGAAGCAGCCGACGCCAAUGGGAAAGACGGCGAAGAAGAAGAGAGCAGCAACGGCGCCAGAAGCAGCAGCGCCACAGACGGCAGCAGCCAUUCUCGCGCAGACGGCACUGGGGAGGAGGCGUCAACUCCGUUCACGGGCUCGCGUAGCUUCCUGUUCAACAUCAUCGACACGCCAGGACACGUCUGCUUCUCGGAUGAGGCGAGCGCUGCAAUGCGACUGUGUGACGGCGCCAUCUACUUCGUGGACGCCUUGGAAGGCUUGCAGGCGUCGGCAGCUCCACAACUGGCGCAGGUUGUAGAGGAAGGGCUUGGCCUUGUGGUUGUGUUCAAUAAGCUGGACAGGCUGGUUCUGGAGCUCCGGCUCAGACCACAGGAUGCGUACUACAAGAUCAAGUGCAUGCUCGACGAGCUCAACGAGACGCUCGAGACAAUAUGCAGCAUGCGCGGUUUGCCCCCCUUGGUCGUGUCUCCCCGCAACAGGAAUCUGGUGUUUGCAAUGAGCCAAUUUUCCUUCGUCUUCUCGGUAGAGUCCUUUGCGGCGCUGUACUUUGACUCGUACGUCUUCAACCCCACAGCGACGCAGGCGGAGGGCAGCAGCAGCAGCGACGCGAACGUCACCCCGAAAGCAGCGGCGCUCUUCGGCGGCGUUUCCAUGGAGAAGCUGCUGAAGGCAGAGGCGUUGCAGCAGCAGUUGCAGCAGCAGAGCCAGCAAGGAGAGGCCAGGAUCAGCAGAAGGAAGAAGCACAAGGAGACCGACGAAGUCGCCAACGAGGGCGAUCAUACGAAGGAUGACACGCCUGCCGACGUUUACACGCAACUCGAGCUGUUCGAGAUCGCCUUGUGGGGAGACUUUUACCGAGAUCCAGAGACACACCGUGUCGUGUCGGCUCCCCCCUUCCCGGAUGCUCCCCGAAUGUUCGUUGAAUUCAUUCUAGAACCCCUUUACAAGCUGCUCGCACACUGCGUUGCGGAGGAGAGACCUACGCUGGAGCCAACGCUUGCAGAAGAGGGAGCCGUAGCGUCGGCUAUGAAGGCCGUCGACAGAAAAAGUCCUUACUUGAUGAUUUACACAACAAAAAAUUACCACCGACCAAACAACUAUUCCGCUUUCGACCUCCUCGGAAGAGUCAUGAGUGGCACCGUCUGCAAGGGUCAUCGCGUCAGG